This is a messenger RNA of Phymastichus coffea, 1215 nucleotides long. RefSeq names its product deaminated glutathione amidase (gene NitFhit). Gene Ontology annotation, molecular function: bis(5'-adenosyl)-triphosphatase activity; hydrolase activity, acting on carbon-nitrogen (but not peptide) bonds, in linear amides. The transcript is spliced from 6 exons. Bases 269 to 1201 code for a protein of 310 amino acids. The record is from RefSeq and is a predicted model, not a curated record. Gene Ontology annotation, biological process: nucleobase-containing compound metabolic process. NCBI's taxonomy places the organism in Eukaryota, Metazoa, Arthropoda, Insecta, Hymenoptera, Eulophidae.
CGAAUGUCUGGGAAAUUUAAAAAUAUUGACGAUCUAAUCAAUAUUAGCACCAUUUGAUAUGCUCGAAAAAAAUGAAAUCGCAUUUUUCUUAUCAAAUCACAAGUACAAGAUUAUUUACUAGUAUAAUAGAGAUACGUGCUGAAUAAUCUAAAAUAGUUGUUGUUUGUAAACAAAACAUGUAAGGUUAGGACAAUCGAAUCAUCUGAUUUGAUGACGAUCGUGUGCAAAUUUAUUUUGCACUCUUAUAGAAUUUGACCAAAGUAGCAUAAUGAUUCGAGCAUGUUCAAAGAAAGUGUCAUUUGCGCUGUGUGAAAAUUUAAAUCCUAAGAUAUCAAAACUUCAAGUGAGUACAAUGCCAAACCCAUUAGUUGCAGUGUGCCAAAUGACAUCCACCUCAGAUAAGGAUAAAAAUUUUGAGGCAGUUAGUAAGCUUGUAGCAGAAGCCAAAAGAAGAAAUGCUUGUAUUGCUUUUUUACCAGAAGCUUGUGAUUACUUAGCUGACAAUAAAGCUGAUGCAGUAGCUAUGGCUGAGCCUUUAGAUGGCAAUACAGUGCAACGAUAUAAAGAUUUAGCAUUGAAAGAAAACAUAUGGCUUUCUCUUGGUGGAGUUCAUGAAGCUCUUCCUGGAAAAGGAAAAACACAAAAUUCUCAUAUAAUCAUAAACAAUAAAGGUGAAUUAGUAUCAACAUAUAGGAAAAUCCAUCUAUUUGAUAUGGAAAAUAAAGAAACAGGUGUUCGAUUAAUGGAAUCAGAUUAUGUACAAAAAGGUAGUGAAAUAGUACCUCCUGUUCCAUCACCAGUAGGAAAUAUAGGCCUUAGUAUUUGUUAUGAUAUGCGCUUCCCCGAACUUUCAAUUUGUCUCAGAAAUAUGGGAGCUCAAAUAUUAACAUUCCCUUCUGCUUUCACAUAUCAAACUGGAGCUGCACACUGGGAAAUACUGCUAAGGGCCAGAGCAAUAGAAACUCAAUGCUACGUAGUUGCAGCUGCACAAGUAGGGACUCAUAAUAAGAAAAGAGUUAGCUGGGGUCACGCUAUGGAAAUAGAUCCAUGGGGAACAGUUAUAGCACAAUGUAUGGAAAAACAAGGAGUUGCUGUAGCUGAAAUAGAUUUAGAAAUAUUGAAGAAAGUCAGAAAAAAUAUGCCAAACGAGCAACAUCGAAGGACAGAUUUAUACCCUGAAAUGCUGCCAUUAGAUCAUUAAUUUUAAUUUUUUAA